AGACGGUGGUAAAUGAUAAUCUCUAUUUUUUUUUCACUAUUCAGCAUUUGCACAUUAUAAAAAUCUGUAACUGUUCUGUCUACUUUUGCGUAGUUCGUAGGUUUACGUCAAACGUGUUAAUAGCUACUUUAAAUUAUGUCUACGAUUAUUGCUGCUCGAAAAUUUUCCACUUCAGCCGUUUGCAAUCACAUAAUGAAAUUGACCCGUCUGCGUGUUGUCGACAAUAGCACAAUUGGCAAGCAAGCGAUGGCUGAAGGUAAACCCCCGCGGUGCAUACACAUUUAUAAUAAAAAAGGUAUUGGCACAAUUGGUGACAAAAUACUGGUUGCCAUCAAGGGUGAAAAAGUAAAAGCUAUAAUUGUUGGCUGCGUCAAAGAACAAAAACCCAAUAUUCCCAGGUUUGAUAGCAACAAUAUAGUAUUAAUUGAUGAUAAUGGCACACCACUUGGAACUCGAAUUAAUGUUCCCAUUCCAAUCGUUCUUAGAACUAUAUUAAAAGAAAAAACUUUCUCAAAAGGAGCUGAUUACACCAAAUUACUGGCUAUUGCUUCAAAUUAUGUAUAAAUAUUAGUGAUAAGUAUAUAUAUAUAUAUAUAUACAUUUAGUUUUAUAUUUUUUCAAUGUUAUUUAUGUACUGUGAGAAUAAAAAAGUACUAGAAAUUAUAUAUUUUUUUCAAAUAUUUUUGGGUGGUUACAGUGUGCGGGUCAUAUAACAUGUGUCUAAGAAAUUAAAAGUUGAAUACGCAUAUGCAUUAUGCAUUAUUUUAGAGAAAAAUUCCUUUUCAAUGAGUGUCUGAGGUAUGGUGCAUCAAUAUCCUUGAUGCCUAUGGAUUAUAGCUAAGAUAUGCAGUGACUGAUGGCAGCCCACAUACCAUUUUUAACUGGCCGGAGCUACAUUUCAAAUUACUUUAUAAAAUCAAUAUAAUCAUAAUCAUUUAUAUUAAUUAAUAGGCAUAGUUAACAUAGUUAAUUGUUAAUCAGUUUAGUCACAUCCGUCGUGUCGUGCUAUUAAUUUGCUGAAUAAAUAUUAAUUGUAAAUUUUA
Rhopalosiphum maidis (corn leaf aphid) is the source of this 1043-nucleotide messenger RNA. It is a transcript of the gene mRpL14, whose product is annotated as 39S ribosomal protein L14, mitochondrial. The record is from RefSeq and is a predicted model, not a curated record. Gene Ontology annotation, cellular component: ribosome; mitochondrion. Bases 136 to 564 code for a protein of 142 amino acids. Lineage: Eukaryota; Metazoa; Arthropoda; Insecta; Hemiptera; Aphididae. The transcript has 2 exons. Gene Ontology annotation, biological process: translation. Gene Ontology annotation, molecular function: structural constituent of ribosome.